GCAGCUUUGAAGUGAACAUCACCACAAAACAAGGGAGAAAGAGCGCCCUGUUGCUUCUCGCACUCGGUCACCCCAAAGGGGCACCAUGGGGUGCUGUGGUGAACAACGGGAGGGCCUGAGGGUGCGUCAAUGCACAGACGUCACCUUCCUCGUCAUAUUCAUCGUGUUUGUCUGUAUAUUGCUCUUCGUCGCAGCGUUCGCCAUCGUCUAUGGCAACCCCCUGCUACUGGCGCACGGCUAUGACAGCUUCGGCAACAUCUGCGGCAAGACCAACGAGGAGCAGGCCGGUGGUCUGGUGCUUUCUGGGCUUGACAUGUCACACAGACCGUAUCUCUUCGAUCUUGACGUGAAUCAAGUGAACGAGUCAAUCAAGAUCUGUGUGAGUCGAUGCCCGGACAGAGAUUUGCUCAGCAUCGAUGACCUCCAAGAGUUUUACAACAGAACAGGGGCGUCUUUGUGUAGCUACAACUUCAACUUCACUGAUCUGGAAAAAGAAACGCAUCUCUCUCCUGAAGACCAGUUUUGCAGCCCACUGGGUCCGUGCCCCGUCCUUCCAGUUUUCCACAGCGACCAAGUUUUAAAAAGAUGCAUCCCAGCAGCUGAUUCGGCUAUUGCCACAGACGUCCUCCGCUCAUUUUAUGAAGUCCUUAACAGUCCAGCAGCUCUUGAGCAACUUCUGGCCGAUUUAUACCAAACAUGGCCACUUAUUUUUAUACUUUCUUUUGUAUCCUUCGUGCUCUCAUUUGCUAUGGUGCUCUUGCUGAGCUCUGCCACCGUAGCUGUGGCAAUAGCAUUUACUGUCACAGUGUCCCUCGCAUGUCUUACUGGAACUUCAGCCCUUUGGUGGACUUAUUUUGAGACUAAGUGGCUCCUCGAUGAAACUCCAAUUGAGCAAAUGUUAGAGGAAACGGCCACCAACGAAAGAUGGUUGCUGAUUUUGGCCGUUCUUGCCACUUUCUUGACGAUAGUGUUGCUGUUUAUUGUAUUCCACGUUGCCAGAAAUGUGAAAUCCCUGACCAUCCUUUUCAAAGAAGCCAGUGGCUUUAUCAAGGCCCUUCCAUCCCUUUACCUGCAGCCCAUCAUUACAGUAGCAGUUUUGUUGAGUCUUUUCUGUGCAUGGAUGUAUGUGGUUCUCUGCUUGGCCACUGCUAACACUCCAGAAGCAAGACAAAUAAUUUUGUAUAAGGAGGACCAAUUCAACUUAACUUCAAUCAAUAAAUUCACACUCCUGCAGUUUGUCGAGCUCUCAUGGGUUCGACUUGGAUGGUGGGUGUACCUGGUUGCAUUGGUGUGGGUGUCGGAGCUGGUGAUGUCUUGCCAGCAAAUGACCACAGCCGGUGCCCUCGUUGACUGGUAUUUUCUCACCAAUGGUAGACAAGACGGUGGAGCGCGCCUGCUGCUCACGUCCGUGCGGCGCCUCGUCUGGUACCACCUGGGCUCAGUUGCACUGGGCUCGCUGCUAAUCGCCCUUUUCAAACUGCCGAGACUUGCUCUGAGGCUGUUGGGCUUGAAAAAGAAGCCAUUGUGUUAUGAACGAGGCCUUCGCUAUGUCAACCAUAAUGCCUAUGCAGUCAUAGCAAUUGAGGGAAUUGACUUCUGCCCCUCCGCCAGAGUGGCAUAUCAAACUAUGGAGGGCGAUCGACUGCACUUCUCUUCUAUAAAUAGUGUUGGUGACUGCUUUUUAUUCUUAGGUAAGUGCUGCGUGACUGCCGUGGUGGGUUGCGUCGGUUUGCUGAUGAUGCGUCAGGACCCUCAGCUACACGUCUACGCUGUUCCUUUGCUGGUGCUGUGCGUCUUUUCCUUCUACGUCGCCCACUCGGUCUUCACUCUCUAUGAGAUGGCUGUGGACUCGCUUUUCCUGUGCGUGGCCGAGGACCAGGCUCUGAGCGUGGGGCAAAACGCUUUCUGGCGGCCACACAUGGUGCAGGCUCUUGUCAAUCUGUGUGCAAAGCGCACCGCGCAACCAGAGAGCCAGCCCAUGUUUUGACUUUAAAAAGUGCAAUUUAUCUUCAAAGAGCUUUUGAGAAUCUAAAGGACUGAAAAGGAACAGUAUAGAUAUUUAAUGUUUUUUGUGCUCUCACUUUUCCGGCGUGCCAAUCUUUGCUCUUUCCAAUCUUGUUUUCAAGUGAUGUUUUGGAACCAAGCCAAGUGUUACAAUAAUGUCUCCUUUUUUUUAAAAAAAUGGAUGUUUUAAAAGUUGUCGAUUUUUAUCGAGAUGAUAAUUUCAAAGGCGUGGUUAAAUGUUUUGCAAAGGUGAGAGUGCUUUUAUCAAAGUACUUUAUAAAGUUUUAUAGUCUUAAAAUAUUUACAAAGUUUUAAAGGCAGUUAAACUUUUAAAUGAAAAUAGCGGCAAAGUUACUUGAAACGUUAACAAUGAAUCUUGCCAAAUAUUAUGCUUUUGAGUAAACUAUUUUGUAACAUAGAAUUUUGAAUGUAAGAAAACGAAGUGUCCAAUUAUCAAAGGUGCCAAGCAGUUUUUGUGCCAUUCCUGAAGUUUUCCACGAACUGUGGUGCCAUUGCCAACUAUAUAAGUUGUUGUUUAUGAAUUUAAAAGUGACAAAAGAUAUUUGUGAGAAAUCUUUUUUAAAGUUUACAUUGUUCAUAUCGUAGGGGAGUAUCUUUUAAUUAAAUCAUCUAUUUUGUUGAAA
Neocloeon triangulifer is the source of this 2648-nucleotide messenger RNA. Its product is annotated as choline transporter-like 1. The transcript has 11 exons. Gene Ontology annotation, cellular component: membrane. The coding region runs from base 86 to 1987 and encodes 633 amino acids. Lineage: Eukaryota; Metazoa; Arthropoda; Insecta; Ephemeroptera; Baetidae. Gene Ontology annotation, biological process: transmembrane transport. Gene Ontology annotation, molecular function: transmembrane transporter activity. The record is from RefSeq and is a predicted model, not a curated record.